Messenger RNA from Trametes versicolor FP-101664 SS1, 1476 nucleotides. RefSeq lists its product as uncharacterized. NCBI's taxonomy places the organism in Eukaryota, Fungi, Basidiomycota, Agaricomycetes, Polyporales, Polyporaceae. Gene Ontology annotation, molecular function: ATP binding; Hsp70 protein binding. The transcript has 6 exons. Gene Ontology annotation, cellular component: nucleus; cytosol; cytoplasm. The coding region runs from base 66 to 1268 and encodes 400 amino acids. The record is from RefSeq and is a predicted model, not a curated record. Gene Ontology annotation, biological process: protein refolding; response to heat.
CCCUCUUUUCUCCGUCUGUCUGUACACCUCCCGAACCCCCUACAUCCCCUCCUUGCGACCCAGACAUGGUCAAGGAAACCAAAUUCUACGAUCUCCUCGAGGUCUCCCCAGAUGCCUCCGAAUCAGAGCUCAAGAAAGCGUACCGCAAAAAGGCGCUACGACUCCAUCCAGACAAGGGCGGCGACCCGGAACUCUUCAAGGAAGUGACCCACGCAUAUGAGAUCCUCUCCGACCCCCAGAAACGCUCGGCGUACGACACACGAGGAGAGGCCGGUCUCAGCGAUGCAGGUGGCAUGGGUGGCAUGGACCCACAAGACCUCUUCAGCCAGCUAUUCGGCGGCGGCGGUUUCUUCGGGGGCGGCGGCGGGCCCUCGCGCUCGCCCGGGCCCCGCAAGACAAAAGACCUCGUGCACCGCAUCCACGUCACGCUCGAGGACCUCUACAAGGGCAAGACGACGAAGCUCGCGCUCACGCGCAACGUCAUCUGCGCCAAGUGCGCGGGCAAGGGCGGCAAGGAGGGCGCGGUGCGCCAGUGCACGUCGUGCUCCGGGCGCGGCGUGAAGAUCACGCUGCGGCAGAUGGGCCCGAUGAUCCAGCAGCUGCAGCAGCCGUGCGACGACUGCAACGGCUCGGGCGAGAUCAUCAACCACAAGGACAAGUGCAAGCAGUGCAACGGCAAGAAGGUGCUCGCGGAGAAGAAGAUGCUCGAGGUGCACAUCGACAAGGGCAUGAAAGGUGGCCAAACGAUCACCUUCCGUGGCGAGAGCGACCAGGCGCCGGGCGUCACGCCAGGCGACGUGAUCAUUGUCAUCGAGGAGCGGCCGCACGACCGCUUCAAGCGCCAAGACACCGAUCUGUUCUACGAGCAGGAGGUCGACCUGCUCACAGCGCUGGCUGGUGGCCAGUUCACGAUUCGGCAUUUGGAUGACCGCGCACUCGUGGUCACUAUCCCCCCUGGAGAAGUCCUCAAGAACGACGAUCUGAAGGUUAUUCACGGCCAGGGCAUGCCCUCACAAAGGCAUCACGAACCUGGCGACCUGUUCGUGCGCGUAUCGGUCAAGUUCCCCGAUCACAUCGACCCCACAGUCAUCCCCCUGCUCGAGCAGGCGCUCCCGCCGCGGCAACCGGUGGAGAAGUUCGCGGGGAACAUCACGCUCGAGGAGGUCGAGCUGGACGAGGUCGACCAGCGGCAGCGCGAGCGCGCGUCCGGCGAGGACGCGAUGGACGAGGACGACGAGCAGCCGCGCGUGCAGUGCGCGAACCAGUAGAAGGUGCUUGGGCGAUAGAAGAGGCCCGGGGGUUGAUGUAGGAUGAGUCGCUGUUUGUCGAUCGCUGUUGCAUUGUCUGCUGCAUACCUUUCCAUUUCAUCCGUAUUAUACGUCGCUUAGUAGCAACACUCGCUAGACUCUGUGACAGUACACUGUGUUAUAGCGCAACAUCGGUACCACCGUGAAUGGACUUGACGUUGGAUCUGAC